GUGAUGAGCUGACUGUUGACAGCUCUCUUGCAAAGUAAGAUGGUGUAACAGUUAUCUAAUAAAAUAAUGGUGAGGCUCUGAUCCCUACGGCAGUUUGCUGCGCUCCGAACUUGUCUCGUCCCCUGUAACGUUCUGGGUGAAAGUUGACUUGCAGCCUGGCUGUCUGAGAUGGACGGUGGAGAGGAGGUGCGAGUGGAAGCUGUCCCAUACUGCUGUUCCACCUGCGACGGAGGGGAGGUCGCCGGACGUAGCCUGGCUCGACGCAACAGGAAAACCCGCAGCCUGAGCACCUCCUCAGCCAGCACCUCCUCUGACUUUAGGAGGCCUCAGUCGCUUCAUGGACCAAGCCCUGUGACCACAUUUGGCCCGAAGGCAUGCAUGCUUCAAAAUCCACAUACAGUAAUGCACAUUCAGGACCCCGCCAGCCAGAGACUGACAUGGAACAAGCCACCAAAGUAUCUUGAUGACAUCUCCAAUCGCGUAGACUUCAUCAUCUGUCUUGGCGGAGAUGGAACUUUGCUGUAUGCGUCUUCGCUCUUCCAGGAGAGUGUUCCACCAGUUAUGGCCUUCCACCUGGGCUCCCUGGGUUUCCUGACACCCUUCAAAUUUGACACCUACCAGUCUCAGGUCACCCAAAUUAUUGAAGGUAAUGCUGCCAUUGUCCUGCGAAGCCGCUUGAAAGUUCGGGUGCUUAAAGAGAACUGGGAGAAGAAGGCCAGAGUGGAUGAAAAGGGCAUCAUCCUGACUAAUGGGGAUAACGAAAGCAGCCGGAAAGCCGUGCAAUAUCAGGUACUGAACGAGGUGGUGGUGGACAGAGGGCCAUCCUCCUAUCUCUCCAAUGUCGACCUCUUCCUGGAUGGACACCUCAUUACCACAGUGCAGGGAGACGGUGUGAUAGUAUCUACACCUACAGGAAGUACAGCGUAUGCAGUGGCAGCAGGAGCUUCCAUGAUCCAUCCCAACGUCCCAGCCAUCAUGAUCACCCCCAUCUGCCCACACUCGCUCUCCUUCAGACCCAUCGUGGUGCCUGCCGGGGUAGAGCUCAAGAUAAUGCUGUCAUGUGAUGCCAGAAACACAGCCUGGGUGUCAUUUGAUGGAAGAAAGAGACAGGAGAUCUGUCACGGAGACAGUAUUACCAUCACUACUUCCUGCUUUCCCGUUCCCUCCAUCUGUUUCCGGGACCCGGUCAAUGACUGGUUCGAGAGCCUGGCCCAGUGUUUACACUGGAACGUGAGGAAGAAGCAGAACUACCUCAGCUCAGAGGACGAGGAGUUCUGAAGCAUCUUUAAAGUCUCCUCAGAAGUCUUAAGGACUCCUUCCUCUUGGUUAUAGCUUGACCAUGCUUCUGUGCCAUUUUGUCUUUGACGGAUAAAAGACAAAACGGUUUAGGUUUCGGCAAACUCCAUUCAAAAACAUCUGUCAUAUUAAUGUUGCCCUUCAUAUGUGUUAACAUUGUUCAGUAGUAACAUUCCAAGUAUUGGCCCGAACAGCUCUUUUGCUGCUGUCCUCCAUGUUGUAUUUUGCUGGAAUAAAUGUGUGGAAAUAAGAAGCGAACUAUAAAAAAAACAAAACAACAGGAGAUAGUUAGCUCUAGAGUCUGGUGAGAGGCUGGAAGCAUGUUAUUGGCUGAAAGGUGAGGAGGCGGAGACUGGUGACAACUCACUGCUUAAAUAGUGACAGUUUAAAAUAAAAGUCAUUUAGAAAACUGCUAAUAUGACACAAAGACAGGAUUUAGACCCCAACUCGUUUUAAAAUAAAAAUUGUAUAGUAAAAAAAAUUAAACUAUUAAAUUUGAAAAUUAUGAAGUAACAUUUCAUAAAAAUUAGUUUAGUUUUAAUAAUUCACACUUUGAGGUUCUAUAGAAAACAAGUCUGAAUGUUGAGCCUAAUCAAACUCACUGAUGCUACUCAGAGAACGGGGGUUACACAAGUAACAUACCUACAUUUGUAUGUCAGAGGUACGCAGCAUUAAUAAGGAGUCUGUAGAACACCCAGAAGAUAUUAUAUCAUGUUCUAAUGUGUAUGCACGUUAAAAUGGUGGACUUUGAAUGGAGUUUGGCCCCACUAUUGGUCCAGGACUGUGUGCUUUCCUUCUGUAUGCUGUGUAAACCGGCUAUGAAGUCAAAAAGCAGUUUGUAGAGAAAGUAAUCGGAAGGAAAAGGCAAGGCUUGGGAUGAACUUGGACUACAACUCUGAAGGUCAGUUGUGGAUAGCAGUUAUUGCAAUACUCUUUGAUGGUUUGUUUGAGCACUUUUAGGUCUUUAAGACGGAUGGCAGGGACACAUUACUACUUUUAUAAACAACAAAAAGCUAGUUCUUUCAGUAGCGGUAAAGGAUCAGUUGGAAUUAUCUGGACGAUUUAUCUGUUAAGUCAAACUUUUAAUUCUGUUUAUCAAAUCAGGAAAAACUGAUGUAAUGUCAUGAAUGCAUGACAAAUGUCUUACGCAAUUUUUAGGUGCACCCUGGGGAAGAGCACAUUUACAGUACAUCUACUUGGCAUUAGUGGCCCAACUAUACAGACUGUGCCUUAAACACUGGUAUCAUUAAUGUAUAGAAAUAUUAUUUUUCAAGGUUUACAUCAUGGUGAUGAUGUAAUCACACACUUGCACAGAUGUGUGAUUUGUGCAUUUUCAUUGUAACCACAUGUUGACUGUUGUCUUUGCUGUCUGCAGCGCAUGACACUUGACCAAUUGAGUUAUGCAGAACGUGUAACAUAGUCUCUGUUCUGCAGUCAUGUAGUCGGCGCAUUGGAUGACAUGUCAAGAAUGCGAGGAGGUGAUAUUCAAAGAGACCACAGUUCAAAUGUCUUCAGUGUCUUUUUAUUGUUUUUUUUGUUUUUUAAAUGUCGUCUAAGCCAUAGCUGAACCCUGUGUAGGUUUAAUAGACCAAUAUCUGUGGGCUGUGGGUGAUUUAAUGCUCUGUGUAGGGUGAUGAAUUGAAUUUUUCAGACUUGUCAGUUUGCUACAAGUUUGCCGCUCAAUAUGGCCUUCCUUGCAUAAAUGUUCAGAUAAUGUCUAGAUGUUAUAUUCAUUAUGAAUUGGUUUAACAAAUUGUGUCAGGGUGAAAAUAUGAAUGGUGGUGUACUGAAGUGGACCAACUAAGCUCCAAAAGGCAAUCAUUCCUUUACUGAGUAUGUGUGUGUGUGUGUGUAUAUGUGAUGCUUGAAUAAGAUGUAUUUUGUAAAGUAUAUGUUUAUUAACCCGUUUACAAUGUAUCAUUGCUGAAAAUAAAUCUAUUUGAUACUUUUUUACAUUAA
This is a messenger RNA of Perca fluviatilis (European perch), 3255 nucleotides long. RefSeq names its product NAD kinase a (gene nadka). The record is from RefSeq and is a predicted model, not a curated record. Gene Ontology annotation, molecular function: NAD+ kinase activity. Bases 169 to 1278 code for a protein of 369 amino acids. Gene Ontology annotation, biological process: NADP+ biosynthetic process; NAD+ metabolic process. The transcript has 11 exons. Lineage: Eukaryota; Metazoa; Chordata; Actinopteri; Perciformes; Percidae.